Messenger RNA from Oncorhynchus tshawytscha (Chinook salmon), 756 nucleotides. Its product is annotated as hairy and enhancer of split-related protein helt-like. The record is from RefSeq and is a predicted model, not a curated record. NCBI's taxonomy places the organism in Eukaryota, Metazoa, Chordata, Actinopteri, Salmoniformes, Salmonidae. Gene Ontology annotation, molecular function: RNA polymerase II cis-regulatory region sequence-specific DNA binding; DNA-binding transcription factor activity, RNA polymerase II-specific; protein dimerization activity. The transcript has 4 exons. Gene Ontology annotation, biological process: regulation of transcription by RNA polymerase II; anterior/posterior pattern specification; regulation of neurogenesis. Gene Ontology annotation, cellular component: nucleus. Bases 1 to 714 code for a protein of 237 amino acids.
AUGGCAUCCAAGAUGAAGGAUCGCAAGAGAACUCCCAUCUCCCAUAAAGUGAUAGAAAAAAGAAGACGGGACCGCAUCAACCGCUGUCUAAACGAACUGGGGAAAACUGUGCCAAUGGCGCGCGCGAAACAGAACUCUGGAAAACUGGAGAAGGCCGAGAUUCUGGAGAUGACAGUUCAGUAUCUACGAGCGCUCCACUCCGCAGACUUCCCCAGGGGCAGAGAAAAAGGUGAGCUACUGGGGGAGUUCGCCAACUACUUCCACUACGGCUACCACGAGUGCAUGAAGAACCUGGUACACUACCUGACCACGGAGGAGAGGGCUGAGACCAAAGACAUCAAGUACGCAAGGAUUCUGGCCUUUCUUCAGUCCAAGUCCCGAGUCGUCAACGAGCCGGUGUUCGGCUCCCUAGGCGCGUUGCCAGACCAGGCAGAUUAUCUGUGCCAGUUUCACUCCUCCCCGGAGACACACCAGAGCCACAGCCCCAGCGACUCCGUGUUUCAGCAGAGCCCACCCGGACACUUCUCUUGGCACAGCACUGCACGCAGCCCAACCAUGUCGUACCCAACUGUGCCGCUUUCCGCGCCGACGCAACAGCACCACGGUGGCUACUUGUCACCAGUGCAAGGACUUGACCAUCACUACUUCAACUUCUUUAACGGCCACCCGCACGCGAAUGCGUUCAGUUUGCACAGUACGCAACACGCGUUGUAAAUAGAAUCCGGCAACCAUUUUGUGUUGUCUUUAUUUAUAUAU